ACUUCUGAUCCUCCUGCCUCUACCUCCCAAGUGCUGGGAUUACAUGUAUACACCACCAUACAUACCCAGUUUAUGGAGAGCUGGGAAUAGAGUCCAGAGUCUCAUGCAUGUUAGGCAAGCACUCUACAAACUGAGCCACAUACAUCUCCAGCCCAAAUUGGGCUUUCCUGAAGUUGAGAAUUCUCUUCAUUAGAAGACACUUAUGACAGGCCAGAAAGGCAACAGAGUAAGAAAUGAAACUGUUGGCAUGUAACGCAGACAGGCCCCAUAGCCAGAGUAGGGAAAUGAAUGCAAAUCAGUAGAAAAAGACAACCCAGUAAAAACUAACCAAAGGCUUAUGCAGACAUUUCAGAAACCCAGGGCUCUUUUGAUGGCCUGGUGAGUAUAUGGAAAGUUGCAGACUUGUCAGUUGUCAGAGAAAUCAAAAGGCAAAUUGAACCAUCAGCACACAGUCAUAAGUCUAGACAGAUCUUUAUAAACCGAAUGGCAGGGCUCUGACUCCCACAGAUUGUUCUCUUAACUUCAUCCGUGCUGUGGCACCUGCCCCCAAUAAAUGCUUUUUUUUUUUUUUUUUUUAAACAGAAUGUCGAGUGAUAGGAUACAAAGCAGCUGAGGCUAAUGAGAAUGUGAACUGGCAUUUCCUAAUGCCACCCAUAGUCCCAAAGUUCCCUGCAGUGAGCGCACCCAUCAGAGGAGGAUGGUAGAAUGUUCACACUAGUUCUGUUUAUUAAAGCCACAAACUGGAACAACACAAAUGUCCAUCAACAAUAGACUGGAAUUAGGCGUGGAAGGAAGCAGGAAAGGGGGAAAAAUCUAUAAUCUGAAGCUGCUUAAGUAUCCAGAGUUCCUUCUGCUGUAUCGUGACUUUGUUUUCUUCUUUACUGUUUUAAGGUUAAAAGUUCCAAGAUAGGUAGUUUAAGCUUGUUGGGCGAGAGGGGGCAGGGGUUUGUUUUUGUUUUGUUUUCUAUUACAUAUGAAACAGGGCCAAAGGUGUUAAAUGACUUGCCCAAGCAACAGAGCUUAGUCAGUGGUGGAGUAGAGACACAAACAACAGACCCUAUUUGGCAUCACUGCACCAAACUUUGUGGAGUCAGGUUCAACUACAUUUCCUUGUUGGACUGGCAAAGCAUGAGAAAUCUUAGGUUUCCACCUAACCUGGGGAAUGAGACUCUCUAGCUCCCACUGGCCUCACAGUAGUUGUUCAAAACCUGAUUCUGCCACAGUUCAGGUGUAGGGAAGAGUCAGUAGAUGGAGAAGCGUAGGUAUUCCAUGUGUGCUAGAAUCAAACUCGGCCUCACAAGUGCACUCUGCCACUGAGCCUCCACACGUACCCUCUCUGUGCAAAAGUCAUCUCUCCUCUGAAACGCCCUGGGUCUUGUCUACCUGGAUCUAGGGCUUAUCCUUUACAUUGUCCCUGCAUCCCCGAUUUAUGUGAACUAGGUGGUAUGAAAUGAGACUGCCUCGGUAGGUCAAAAGAAGUCAAGAACAAAUCAUCCCGCAGUAUUUAAAUAUUCCCGCCAACUGAAUGUCUGCUCUGGAGUAGUGCCUGGCAUAUUGGCAUCGAUGAAUCAGUAAGAAGUUGAGGAAAUGUGAUCCUUUCCCCGCGCUCUGAAGUCCACACCCGGUGCCAAGCAGGGGCGCCUUCCCUGCCGUGGCUCUGCUGGGUGGGGCUCGCCUAUCUCCGCUUACGGGCCUCGCCCCUCUGGCGCGAGUUAAUGAGAUUAGCAAUUAAAAGGCGGGCAAGCAGCGGCCAGAGACCAAGCCCUGACAGACACCCAGCGCGGGCCAUGGAGAAAGCACGGCCUCAGUGGGGCAACCCGCUACAGUUCGUGUUCGCCUGCAUCUCCUAUGCUGUGGGCUUGGGCAACGUGUGGCGCUUCCCCUACCUGUGCCAGAUGUACGGCGGAGGGAGUUUCCUGGUCCCCUAUGUCAUCAUGCUCGUUGUAGAGGGGAUGCCACUCUUGUACUUGGAGCUGGCUGUGGGACAACGCAUGCGUCAGGGCAGCAUCGGUGCCUGGAGAACCAUCAGCCCCUACCUCAGUGGUGUCGGUGUUGCUAGUGUGGUGGUCUCCUUCUUCCUUGCCAUGUACUACAAUGUCAUCAAUGCCUGGGGCUUCUGGUAUUUCUUCCACUCCUUCCAGGAUCCCCUGCCGUGGUCUAUUUGCCCACUGAAUGGUAACCGCACAGGCUAUGAUGAGGAGUGUGAAAAGGCUUCAUCAACACAGUACUUCUGGUACAGGAAAACACUCAACAUUUCACCAUCCAUCCAGGAGAAUGGAGGAGUGCAGUGGGAGCCAGCACUGUGCCUCACCCUGGCCUGGCUGAUGGUAUAUCUGUGCAUCCUGAGAGGCACCGAAUCAACUGGCAAGGUGGUCUACUUCACCGCAUCAAUGCCUUACUGUGUACUUAUUAUCUACCUGGUCCGUGGCCUUACACUCCAUGGAGCCACCAAUGGCCUGAUGUACAUGUUCACACCCAAGAUGGAACAGCUAGCCAACCCCAAGGCCUGGAUCAAUGCAGCCACGCAGAUCUUCUUCUCACUGGGCUUGGGGUUUGGCAGUCUGAUUGCUUUUGCCAGCUACAAUGAACCCUCCAACAACUGCCAGAAGCAUGCCAUCAUUGUGUCCAUCAUCAACAGCUCCACCUCCAUAUUUGCCAGCAUUGUGACCUUCUCCAUCUAUGGCUUCAAGGCCACCUUCAACUAUGAAAACUGCUUAAACAAGGUGAUUCUGCUGCUGACCAAUUCUUUUGACCUUGAAGAUGGCUUUCUGACAGCCAGUAACCUGGAGGAGAUGAAGGACUACCUGGCAUCUACCUACCCAAGCAAGUACAGUGAAGUGUUCCCGCACAUUAGAAACUGCAGCUUGGAAUCAGAGCUGAACACGGCUGUCCAGGGCACAGGCCUGGCCUUCAUUGUCUAUACUGAGGCCAUUAAAAACAUGGAAGUGUCCCAGCUGUGGUCAGUGCUCUACUUCUUCAUGCUGCUGAUGCUGGGUAUAGGAAGCAUGCUUGGAAACACAGCGGCCAUCCUUACCCCUCUGACUGACAGCAAGGUCAUCUCCAGCUACCUGCCCAAGGAGGCCAUUUCAGGUCUGGUGUGUCUCAUCAGCUGUGCCAUUGGCAUGGUGUUCACCAUGGAGGCUGGGAACUAUUGGUUUGACAUAUUCAACGACUAUGCAGCCACACUCCUGCUGCUCAUUGUGCUGGUGGAGACCAUAGCUGUAUGCUAUGUAUAUGGGCUAAAGAGAUUUGAAAGUGACCUCCAGGCCAUGACUGGCCGCACCCUCAACUGGUACUGGAAGGCCAUGUGGGCAUUUGUGAGUCCACUGCUCAUCAUCAGCCUCUUUGCCUUUUACCUGAGUGACUAUAUCCUCACGGGAACGCUACAGUACCAAGCCUGGGAUGCCACUCAGGGGCAGCUGGUGACCAAGGAUUACCCCCCACAUGCAUUAGCUGUCAUCGGUUUGCUGGUGGCUUCAUCUACCAUGUGCAUCCCCCUGGUGGCCCUGGGGACUUUCAUCAGGAAUCGCCUCAAGAUGGGAGGCUCGGCCCCAGUGGCCUAAGAAUGGACCUCCCAGAGACCGAAAUCAGCUACUCUCUGUUACUGUCACAGUUACUGCCUGCUGGUGGGAACUCCAUGGCUGGAGUGCUGGUUUGGGGGCCUCCUGAGUCUGUAAGGAGGAUUAGGGAGCUUAGAGAAAGAAGACUGCCUUGGGGAGGGACCACAUCCUUUAGGGGGCCCUCCAUCUUUGCCAUCUAAAAGUCAGACCUUGUAGCCUCCUUGUCAUCAGGAGUUAAGGCCAGUACUGGAGAUCAUUGUUUCCUUGAUUCUAGAAAGUCCUAGAAUUUAAGGUAAACGGUCAUUAGAAACUUGACUGUAACUCUUAGGAGUCAAACAAGCACUUCAGUUUUUUGCUUAAAAGAAAACAAUAUUCUAGAGAGCAAUUACUUUUCAACCAGUGUCAGAGGUUUUUGGAGCACCAAAGGUGACACAGUAGAAUUCUUUUCUUUAAAUAUAAGUAAAUAUAUAAUUUUUGUGUUCCCUGGCUACUCUCUAAAUACUACCAGGAUUUAGUGGCCACUAAGGGAGAGUUUUGCUGGGACUCCAAAGGAGGUCACCUUUCUCAGAAUCUAAGGUUGCUCACAGUGGGCCAGGACUAACCUCUCUACAACUCUAGACCGUACAAGGAAUCUGAACAGAUACAUCAAUCCCUAGGAUUUCAGUGUCAGAUGUAUCCAUAAGGGUACAAGUAAUUUUAACUUUCCUACAAACGUCACUUACAACCACCUUCAUUCACCUCUACAUAAUAAUGUUUUCUAAAAUGUAUAUAAAUCACACAGAGUAGUGUGUAGCUGAAAACACUCCAUAUUUAUGGUUGUUAUUCAUCCAUCAUGUGAAUUUGUCUUUUUUUUUCUUUUUUAUCAUAAUAAAAUGGAUCAAGGUUAUCUA
This is a messenger RNA of Peromyscus leucopus (white-footed mouse), 4450 nucleotides long. Its product is annotated as sodium- and chloride-dependent transporter XTRP3A-like. Gene Ontology annotation, biological process: sodium ion transmembrane transport. Lineage: Eukaryota; Metazoa; Chordata; Mammalia; Rodentia; Cricetidae. The record is from RefSeq and is a predicted model, not a curated record. Gene Ontology annotation, molecular function: L-proline transmembrane transporter activity. Gene Ontology annotation, cellular component: plasma membrane.